Messenger RNA from Pollicipes pollicipes, 2002 nucleotides. RefSeq names its product wiskott-Aldrich syndrome protein family member 3. The transcript is spliced from 9 exons. Gene Ontology annotation, molecular function: protein kinase A regulatory subunit binding; Arp2/3 complex binding; actin binding. The record is from RefSeq and is a predicted model, not a curated record. Gene Ontology annotation, biological process: positive regulation of Arp2/3 complex-mediated actin nucleation; actin cytoskeleton organization. Gene Ontology annotation, cellular component: cytoskeleton; SCAR complex. Lineage: Eukaryota; Metazoa; Arthropoda; Thecostraca; Pollicipedomorpha; Pollicipedidae. Bases 172 to 1320 code for a protein of 382 amino acids.
UUCUCCAUUCAGCGAGACAGGAAAAAAUUACUGGGGAAUUCUGGGUGGAGCACAGGGUGCGAUCUGCGAUGUCAGUUAAGGCAUAUCUGUCGGGGUCCUAAGCUCGGUGCCCAAGUUAGAGCUGAAGACUGGGUUCCCUUAGGUAUAUACAGCUUCCUGCACUGAGAAGAGAUGCCGUUCCUGAAGCGGCUGGUGGAGCCGACGGAGCUCUGCCGCGACACGCUGCCGGCCGACACGACGCUGCCCAGCGAGCUCGAGGCUGUCACCAACGGCACGCUGACGCACGUGGUGCGCCAGCUGUCGUCGCUGUCGCGCCACGCCGAGGACAUGUUCGGCGAGCUGUUCCGCGAGGCCGAGCGCAUCGUGCACCGCUCGGCCAGCCUGCAGCUGCGCAUCGACAGUCUGGCCGACAAGGUCACGCGCCUGGACAGCACCGUCGAGGAGGUGUCGCUGCAGGAGAUCCACAUGCGGAAGGCGUUCCGCUCCCAGGUGGUGAAGGACCAGGAGGUGGUCAGUCGGCAGAGCAUGCCGGACGCCAUGCUGCAGACGUACCUUGGCUGCGACAAGCCGCCGCCGCUCGACGAACUGAACGUGUUCAGAAACGACGGCAAAGAUGGUCUGAAGUUCUACACUGACCCGAACUAUUUUUUCGAACUUUGGAGGCAAGACAUGUUGAAAGAAAACGAGCGGCUGAUGAGUGAGAAGGGAAGGAAGCCGCACCGGCCGCGGCACGACGGCUCGGCCGGCAGCUCCGGCGGCCGCCAUAAGAAGCGCGUGCGCCAGGCGCAGAACACGCGCGAGCGCCAGCGCCAGGCGGCCGAGGAGCAUGGCGAAUACAUUACACCGCCGUCGCACAGCUCGGCCAGCCGACCGGCGCCGCCGCCACCGCCGCCGGCGCCGCAGCACGCGAUACCGUACGACUGCGACUCACCAUCGGAGCUGGAGCCGCCCCGACCGCCGCCGCCACCACCGCCUCCCGGACUCGGUAGCUGUCUCGUGAACGGCUUCCCCAAGACGGCGCUGGACAUGGAUAAUGAUCCAGCUGAAGACGGUGGCAAGGUGAAGCUGACCCCAGUGACUCCGGCCGCCGCCAAGCCGCCACCCUUGUACGACGCCCGCAGUGACCUGCUGAAGGCGAUCCGGGACGGCAUUACGCUGCGCAAGGUGGAGGUGGUGGAGGAGCAGCGGCGCGAGCAGGCGCAGCCCCUGCACGACGUGGCCUCCAUCCUGGCGCGCCGCGUCGCCAUCGAGGUCUCCUCCGACACGGAGUCCGACUCGGACUCGGACUCGGAGUGCUGGGACGACGAGACCAGCGCCUAGCCGCACCGUCUGGCCGGGGUCCAGAGCGGCGAGUGGUGGACUGCGGCAGCUGUCUCCGCUCACGCCGUGCGGACAGCCGAAGAAGCGCGCUGUCCGGUUCUGUGGUCAUUGAAGGUUGUGCUAGUCACUGGUAUUUUUAUGAAAAGCUCUAGCGCGGUAGUGGUUAGGUUGACUUUGAAGAGAUUGUACGAGUGAUUGGCGUACGCGGCGUGCAUAUUCUUAGAGCGGUUCUUUUCUGGGUCUUCUAAUGCAAGCUAAGGACCAAUGGGUGUCUGUUUCUGUUGAAACCGAUGUGAAACAGAGCAAUAUGCUUUCUUUGCGGGUUAUGCUUAUACCUUGUGGGAGGGACCUCGCUGUGAUUUGCUAAGCGUAUGCGUAUGGGUACGUAUCCGCAACAGGCGUUUACUCGUUGUGAUCCGCGCUUCCGAUUCCAAUGAAUGGUGGAGACGAGUUUUCUUUGGGUCCGCCAUGGUUGGAUGCCUUGGUGGAAAUGAGUUUCCUUCGGGUCCACCAUGGUUGGAUGCCUUGGUGGAAAUGAGUUUCCUUCGGGUCCACCAUGGUUGGAUGCCUUGGUGGAAAUGAGUUUCCUCCGGGUCCACCACGGUCGGAUGCCUUGCUGGACUGACGGCCGAUGGCCAUCCCAUCCCCCAGCGGUGGAUGUUUCUUCCAAUACACGAUUAUC